GGACAUUUUACUCUUCUGAGUCUUCUCCCUUCUUCCUCUCUCUCUCUCUCUCUCUCUACCUCUCCUUCUCUGUACAGAGCAAAACCCUAAAGCGACCGCCAUCUCGCCGAGGGACGCCAUUCUCCGGCGGAGCCAUUAGCCGCCUCUGCAGGCCAGCCUCCGACCACUGCCUCCGUCGAUUUGCAUUGGAGGAAGCAGAGCCGCCUUGACCGAGUGUAUUGGAUAGAGAGAGAGAGAGAGGAGGGGGGAGAGCUAGAGAGAGAAAGUGGAGAGCGUGCGAGAUGUACAAGAACCAGCUGCAAGAGCUGGCGCAGAGGAGCUGCUUCAACCUCCCCUCGUACACGUGCCUCAGGGAAGGUCCCGACCACGCGCCUCGCUUCAAGGCCGCCGUCAACUUCAAUGGCGAGAUCUUUGAGAGCCCUCAGUACUGCUCCACGCUCCGCCAGGCCGAGCACUCCGCCGCUGAGGUCGCCCUCAACUCCCUCUCGAGCCGCGGCCCCUCUCACUCCCUCGCCGCCCGUAUCCUGGAUGAGACAGGUGUGUACAAGAACCUAUUGCAGGAAAUUGCACAAAGAGUUGGAGCCCCAUUGCCACAGUAUACAACAUACAGAUCGGGUCUUGGCCACCUGCCUGUUUUCACAGGGACGGUAGAAUUGGCUGGAAUCACAUUCACAGGAGAGCCUGCCAAGAAUAAGAAGCAGGCAGAAAAGAAUGCAGCUAUGGCUGCAUGGUCAUCUCUAAAGCAAUUGGCAAAAGAAGCAGCAGGUUCCUCUGAACCAGAGAAUAAUGACGAACUGGAGCAGAUAACAAUAGCCCGAGCCUUACUACAUUACCGUCUGAAGGAGAAGCUAGCCAUGGCGAACUCUCCAGAUGGCUCCUUACCGUUUCAGAAGAAGUUUCCAACUCAAAUCCCAAGACCCACCAGCCCGCAGCCUCCACCAAUGACCACAUCGAAGAUCCUUCCUUUAAUCUGCCCAAAGACAGUUCCUCGUAAUAAUAGACCUUCAUCUUCUCUCGCAAAUGAUAACUUAGUUCCAACCUCACAAACUCCUGCCUUAGAAACACGCGGAACUGGGGCCCGACCACAUAAGUUCCCUGCGCCUGGAGCAGCACCUUACGUCCCCAUUAGGCAAAUGAGGUCCAAUUGCAGAGGCAUGGCUCCCCCGGUGACGAUGAGAACUGCCGUUCCUGUAUUCUCUGCCCCACCCCGCCUGCCGUCACCACAAUCAAGGCUGCCCACUCCAAUGCAAGCCUCCCCUGUUCACAUUGCGCCGCCUGUCUGUAUUAGACCAGUUGUUCCAGUAUUUGCAGCUCCCCCUGCCCAAAAAGAUCUUCCACCAGUUCAGAAGGAGGAAGCUCGGGCAGUUCCUUGCCCAGCAGUACUAAAUCAGCCCAUCAACGACGUAGACAAGGGCAUUGCAGCAAAAGAAAAUUUGCAAGAAUCCGAGGCAGCACAGAUUUUGCAUCAGCUUAAGAUAUGAUGGUACCGUACUUUCCGGGAGUAUACUAGUUCUGUAGGGAACAAUCCUAGUCCUCAUAAGGGCUCAUGUUGUCUUAGGCUUGUUUUGGUUAAUGCGAGUGCCCAGUUCAUCAUCGUCCUCAAUAUCUCUCUUUUUUGUUUCCCCUUCUUAAUAUAUAUCUUUCAUCAGUUUCCCUAUCUUUUGUAUUUUAAAAAGGUGUAGUUAUAUCGCAGGUUAAGUUAGCUUCAACUGUUGAGACUUUGUGAUUUGAUACAGUUGAGAUACCUUUACUUGCAAUGUUGCGAGACAGUGGUUUGUCCCGAUCCUUGGUCGGUUAAUUUAUAUCACAUCUACUAGGCCUGGAUCAUGUGUUUUAUA
Punica granatum (pomegranate) is the source of this 1838-nucleotide messenger RNA. Lineage: Eukaryota; Viridiplantae; Streptophyta; Magnoliopsida; Myrtales; Lythraceae. The record is from RefSeq and is a predicted model, not a curated record.